AUGGUUGAAGUAAAGUUAUGCAUUAUUAAAUUGGAUGGGACGAGUGAAUAUCGCCGAAUAAGUAUUCCAGUUUUAACAGCUUCUACAGAUGUUUUAUCAAUACUACGUGAAAAGCUUACACAAUUCUUCUCCGAAAUAAUGUCUCCAACAAACGAAGUUCAUCUAGAAUUUCAAUAUGAAGAUGAUAUUCGCGGUCUUGUAUUAGUAACAACAUCUGACGGAAUCAAUGAAGCUGCUCGUGAUCAAGCAUCGCGUCAACAACUUCUUCGAGUUUUUGUUAAAUUCAUGAAAGAAGAUUGUGCUCCGAUGAAAUUACUGCCACCAAAACAUGUUGGUGUGAUUUGUGAUGGAUGCAACCGAUCACCAAUAAUCGGUGUUCGUUAUAAAUGUCUUGAAUGUUUCGACUAUGAUUUAUGUGAAUCAUGCGCUGACCGACAAUUGAUUCAUGCUCAUCAUGUUUUGGCCAAAAUUCGAACUCCGCAUCAAAUUGAUGUUGUUCGAAAACUUUGUUCAUCAACACGAUCAAAUUUAAAUAUUAAGCAAAAAACAAACGUUGUACCAGAAUUAGUUGUUAAUCAACCAACUGAUAUUGAAAAACAAAAAUAUUAUAAUUCAACUGAAACACAGACAAUAUUUUUCGAAGAACAGCAAAAGGAUAAAGAAGAAAAUAUUGCUGAUGAUAUGGAAAUUAUUCCAAAUAAUAUUCUUCAUGAUGAUUUUAUUCAAUUAGAUUUCAAUGAAUGCAAUGAAGAACAAAAUAAGAUCAUUGAACAGUGA
Rotaria socialis is the source of this 777-nucleotide messenger RNA. Lineage: Eukaryota; Metazoa; Rotifera; Eurotatoria; Philodinida; Philodinidae. The record is from the annotation of a GenBank genome assembly.